Cinclus cinclus is the source of this 1948-nucleotide messenger RNA. RefSeq names its product farnesyltransferase, CAAX box, beta (gene FNTB). The record is from RefSeq and is a predicted model, not a curated record. Gene Ontology annotation, cellular component: protein farnesyltransferase complex. Gene Ontology annotation, molecular function: protein farnesyltransferase activity. Gene Ontology annotation, biological process: protein farnesylation. Lineage: Eukaryota; Metazoa; Chordata; Aves; Passeriformes; Cinclidae.
AUUUCCCAGAGAAGCUAUGGCUGCCCCAUCCCUGGAAGUGUCCAAGGCCAGGCUGGACGCAGCUUGAAGCAGCCUGGGAUAGUGGAAAGUCUCCCCGCCCAUGGCAGGAGAUGUAACUGUAUGGGUUUUAAGGCUCUUAUCAACCCAACCCGUGGAUUCUAUGAUGAUGCAAUCAAUGACGUCACAUCACGAUGACGCAACGACCGGGUGUGGCUUCCCCGCGCACGCGCGCAGGGGCUGGGCGUGACCAACACGGAAGAGGCGUGGUCAGAUUGGAAAAUGGGCGUUACCAUCUCUGGUGGGCGUGACCAGGAGCGCGCCCGCGCGUCCUCUCCCGGCCGCCGUCGCCCGCUGUCCCCGCGGCCGCAGCAUGGCGGGAGCGGCCCCCGGCCCCGGCGGGCGGCGGCGGCUGCGGGACGAUGGGCUACGGACCUGCACCUCCGCCGAGCAGUCCAAGGUGGAGGACAUCGUGCAGGAGGUCUAUGAUGCCUACAAGACAAACCAUCACUCCUCACAGUACGUCCUGCAGCGGGAGAAGCACUUCCACUACCUGAAGAGAGGCCUCCGGCAGCUCACUGAAGCCUAUGAGUGUCUGGAUGCCAGCCGCCCCUGGCUCUGCUACUGGAUCCUGCACAGCCUGGAGCUGCUGGAUGAGCCCAUUCCCGAGUCGGUGGCCUCUGAUGUCUGCCAAUUCCUGAGGCGGUGCCAGAGCCCCCAGGGUGGAUUUGGGGGGGGUCCUGGUCAACACCCCCACCUCGCCCCUACCUAUGCUGCCGUCAACGCGCUCUGCAUCAUUGGCACCGAGGAGGCCUUCAGUGUCAUCGACAGGAAGAAGCUCUUGGAAUACCUGCACUCACUGAAGCAGCCAGAUGGCUCCUUCCUCAUGCACGUGGGUGGAGAGGUGGAUGUCAGGAGCGCCUACUGUGCUGCCUCAGUGGCCUCACUGACCAACAUCAUGACACCUACGCUCUUUGCUGGGACGGCCGAGUGGAUUGCCAGGUGCCAGAACUGGGAGGGGGGGAUCGGCGGCGUGCCAGGCAUGGAGGCUCAUGGUGGCUACACUUUCUGCGGCGUGGCCGCAUUGGUCAUCCUCAAGCAGGAACGUCUGCUGAACCUCCGGAGCCUGCUGCACUGGGUGACCGGGCGGCAGAUGCGCUUUGAAGGGGGAUUCCAGGGCCGCUGCAACAAGCUGGUGGAUGGGUGCUACUCCUUUUGGCAAGCUGGGCUCCUGCCCCUGCUCCAUCGGGCUCUUCAUGCCAGGGGCGAUCCAGCACUGAGCAUGGCACACUGGAUGUUCGACCAGCUGGCACUGCAGGAAUACAUUCUCCUGUGCUGCCAGUGCCCAGCUGGCGGGCUGCUGGAUAAGCCAGGGAAAUCCCGGGAUUUCUACCACACCUGCUACUGUCUGAGUGGGCUGGCCAUUGCACAGCACUUCGGAAGCGGAGACCUCCACAAUGAGGUGGUCCUGGGUAUCCCUGAGAACUGCCUGCAGGCCACACACCCUGUCUACAACAUUGCCCCGGAGAAGGUGGCGAGGGCAGUGAUGCACUUCCUGCAGUAUCCCGUGCCCAGCCUGGAUCCGGUAUCUGCUGCCAAGUAGGGGGGUCCUGCUGCUGGCUCGGGGUGCCAAGCCCCGGGAGUAACUGGCACAGCCCAUCCCCACGGCGGCCUGGCCAGGCAGAGCGAGGUGCUCAGGGCGCUAGCAAUACCAAAAUCCAGUCUGCUCCGGGCCUGGUGUCCCGCUGCCAUCCUGGCCAGGGCUGAGGUGGGACAGGGGCUUUGGCAGUUUUUUUGGCAUCAAUAAAUCAGAAGUGACACCCGCCGUGUGCUGGUGGCCCCGGGGAUGUGGAGCAAGAGGUGAUGCCACGUCUGGAUCCGGUGGCACCAACUUCCCCCAUUCCAAGAACACGCGGUAACCAUGGGGGAGGAUAAAAUAAGUGGAAUUUUG